Molecule: messenger RNA, 15929 nt
Organism: Rattus norvegicus (Norway rat)
Lineage: Eukaryota; Metazoa; Chordata; Mammalia; Rodentia; Muridae
Source: RefSeq, a predicted model, not a curated record
CUGAGUGGGAAUUGGCCACUCCCUGUGGGGUCUUAGCCACUCACUGGACCCAGAGGCAGUUUCUGAAGAACUUCCCUGUAGGGGUGGAACUGUGCAGAGCAUUUGGCUUGUGUAUGGAAAGAUCCUUGGCAUGAUCCCAAACUCAGAAGCCUGGUUUCUACAAGUUCUGUUCAUAGCAUUUAACAUUAAGGUGUAAGAUCCAUUUGGAGUUAUUUUGUGGAGGUUGCGGAAGGCAUCUCAUGUGCUGGGUAGCAAUCCAAUAUCAAGCUGUAAUGUAAGAGUAGAAUUAAUGAUGUAAAGGAUUUGCUAAAGGUUAGGAGAUAGCAAGGCACACCAAGUAGAAUUUAGCUGAGAGAGGACUGCCUGCAAACACCUCACGUGUAAGUAGUAACCUAACCAUGCCUGUUAGAGAUUAGGAUGCUAGGAUACACAAGAUUGUUCACCAGGAUUGUCCAGAAAUAUGGCACCAGACCCUGAUUUGCAACCAGCCACUAGGCCCCUCUACAUAUCAAAGAGCAGGCCUCUAACAAGCCGAUCAGUGGGGCAUUACAGGAUCACAAUCAACAGUAAGGCCUGGUGUGCCAUAAAGGUUUAGUUUUCUUCUUAAGAAAAGCAUAAUUCUGCCACAUGGGCAAGAUGACACCCGGUGACAACCAUUAGAAAAGGUAAAACAAGGGGUUGGGGAUUUAGCUCAGUGGUAGAGCGCUUGCCUAGCAAGGGCAAGGCCCUGGGUUCGGUCCCCAGCUCCGAAAAAAAAAAAGAAAAAAAAAAAGGUAAAACAACAAAACACUGUUUUAUUGAAUGCUGGCCUGAACAAGCUAAGCUUUCCCUCCUUUUCCUGAGAUCCCCAUGUUGGAGCUCCUUCUGAGACUCAGGGACAUGCUUGCCAGAGCCAGUAACCAUCUAGGGCCUAGUUAUUGGGAGCUUUCCCUGGGCCCCUGGGUAUAGAGAUCAAACAGUUUCCCUAAAACCAGGAAUAUGCUUGGUGCCAGGGCAUUUGGGAGAGGCUGCUUAAGAUUCUGAGAAAACAACUCUUGCCUCUUGUGGUUUGCCCUGAAGUUUUCUGUAUUUUGUUGCUAAUUCCCCUGCCCCAAGGACAGCUGCCUAGUCACCUACUCAGAACUCAGGUGACCUCACCAGAUCCACCUCCCCAUUGAAUAUGUAAAGUAUAGGUGAGGGGCAGGUACAGGACAGAAGGAGGCCUAUCAAUGGAGGAGAAGGAAGGAUGGGCUGGAGAGAAGUUUGAAAGAGGAGGAGGAGACUAGGACAGAAAGGAAGAGUCAGGAGAGAGGAGAGGGGGAAAAGCCAUGGCAGGUGAUGUUAAGAAUCUGCUCUGUGUAUUUACAGGUUGUUAUCAAUGUUCCUAAGGGAUGGUUGGUACCGGGCUGUGUAUGUUUAAGACGGCAAUUAUAUCUUACCAAUUGGAUCUAACAUUAUUGUGUUGUGUGUUCUUUAUGUGGGGGUUUGAGUGUAGGAAAGUGUGCGGCUGGGAUGUGUUUCUGCCAUGAUACAUAGCAGAUAUCUUGGGGCACUUCUGUGCCGGAACUAGUGGGAUAAAAGACCAACAAUACCCUCUUUAUUUUUACAUUUUUGCAACAUCCCUUCCCACCUUAUGGGGCUAUGGUUCCCAAGGCCACUACAGGCUUGGUAAGGAAUAUUUUUGAAAUACACUGAGUUCCUUGUGCAGCACUGUUUGAUUAGACUUUUCCUGAGUGUGUCCCAUUAUAUGAUGUUUCUGCUAAGUUCAUAGUUUAAUCUUUCUGCUGACUUCAUAGAUGUCUCCUGUUUCUUUCCAUUUCCCAUUUCUAAACCAUAUACAAGGUGCUAUUCUUCUUAAGCUUAUUUAGCUUAAGACCACUCCACCCCCACCCCAGUUUUUAUACUUUCUAGCUUCUCCUUUUCCUAUGUUUUUCUUCUUCUGAGACCUUCCACUUAGGACACUGUCGCUAACCUACUGUUUUAGGGCACUGGUGUACUUAAGAAACAUCCUGGAAAUGUUUGCUGUGUAAAUGGCCUAUUUAAGUGGCCAGACUUGUAGCCUCCAGUUUAUAUUUAAAUUGUUCAAAACUUAACCUGAAAAAAAAAAAUGGGCUGGGGAGAUGGCUCAGCAGUUAAGAGCACUGACUGCUCUUCCAGAGAUCCUAUUCCCAGCAACCACAUGGUGGCUCACAACCAUCUGUAAUGGGAUGCUCUCUUCUGAAGUGUCUGAAGAAAAUCACAGUGUACUAACAUAUAAAUAAAAUAAAUAAAUCUUAAGAAAAAAAAAACUUAACUUGGAACCUGAAGCUAUAAGAAACUUAAGGGUGACAGCAUACAUGGAAUGUAAAAUCUACCUAGGCUAGAUUCUCUUUUAGCAUUUUAGACCCAGCUAACUGGAUCCGUGCUGGUCUUUGCUACUUUGUGGUUUCUUUUUCCCCACUUUUAAUCCCCCUCCUCAGCCCCCCUCCCCCCACCCUCGUUUCACCCCCUAACACCAGAUAAGAGAGAAACAAGCAUGGAGGAGAAAAAGAUCCUUGAAUCUAGUUCCUUGUACUCGACCCACCAGCAUGAGUCGAACAGUCUCUGCUGGGGGCAGUGAAGAUGCAAAGCCAAGAGUUAGAUUUGGGGGGACUGCUGGUUAAUACAACUGCCUGGAGUUUGUUUUUCAUAAUUUUCCUGCCCCACAGUGCCAUAGAAAGCAAAGCCACAAGUUAACAAACAAUUCUCCAAAAUAUGCACAGAAUAUUGGUUCUUAUCCAGAGGCAGCUCCCUGUUCCUUCCACCAAGGUUGAUAGAACUUUCAGCCCCUCCAAUCAUCCCAUGCCUCAGCAGGCUGAUAAAUUUGCCUACAGCCCCUGACCCACUUUGACUGCCUGGGUACAUACAAAGAAUAGGGUCAGUUGUAAGGCGCAAACAAAAUAGCCAAGUGUGGGGAGCCGACUUCCCUGAGACCCCAACAUUGAGCUAAUUAGGACAGACAAAGAACAUAUGAAAGCUCACCUAAAGGACAAGCUCAGUGGAAAAUCCUAAGGUUCUAGCUAAGGUGCGGAUACCAAUCUGGGGGUCAGCAUUGCUCAGUAACAAGGCUUGCCAGGAGCGCUGACACAAAUCUGGUGGUCCAGCAGGUUUGCCAAGUGUAGGCUCCUGACCUUUUGUUGGGAGCUAGCUCCAUACAGACCUUUGCAAAAGAACCAGCUUCCUGUAGACCCCUACAGACCCAGGGCUGUGACAUUUUGCUGAGAGCCAAUUUCCUCCAGACCCACAGAUUGUGACCUUCUGCUAGGGCCCAACUUCCUACAGACCUAGGCCAGCAUCCCACAGGAGUGAGCCAACUACCCUGUUGCAGGAUGGGACAGCCAAGGAAGAAAAAUGUGUAAACAACGUUCCCGAGGUCACUGUAUUGGGUUUAUCAAGAUGACCAAGAUACCAGGAACACAUUAUUCUGUCCCAUCCAACGGGACAGUCAACGAGGGUCCAGCGGGUACCGAGAAGAGAAUGGGGGACAAGAGACUUGAAGAAGGAUGCUAAUACAAGCGUCUGAUCAAGGUGACAAUUUUAUUCUUGCUCUGGUCAUAUACUAUAGCAAGACUGGGGGAGGAGGAAAUCUUCAUGGGGCUGGGAGACCUGGAUGUAUUAGCCUAAGAAGAAGUUGGCUCACACCUGUGGGAUGUUGUCCUAGGUCUGUAGGAAGAUGAAUCCCCCACAAAGGUCAGGAGCCUCCAUUUGGCAAGGCAGUGCUUAAGCAACACUUACCACCAGAUUUGUAUCAACCCUUCUGUAAGCUUAGCCAGAACACUGUUUUUUUUUUCCACUGAGCUUGUCCAUUAGAUGAAGUUUCAUAUGUCCUUUGUCUGUCCUAAUUUGCUAAAUGUUGGGGUCUCAGGGAAGUCAGCUCCCCACAUUUUUCAACUGUAUUUUUUUUGAACAUAUUUUCUUGUCCUAGCCCAGUGGCAAAUAUACUUGUCAUUUUCCUAGAAGUGGUACUGAGAGCUCUCCACACCUGGGAGAGUAGAAGUUUCUAAUAAAAUACAAAUUUACCAUACUAGGGCUCUGUCUGCCCCUAGGGUGCGGUGGAAGGGCAGAGCUGGGAAGGCUUGUGAUGCCUCAUGCAAUCUCUAAUCCUCCAAUAGAGGGGCUGCUACCAUUCUCUGGGGAGCCUAGCAAUCAGGAGGAGCACCAGUGGGAGGUAGCUUGCAGGUUCUUUCCAUAUUCUCUGAUGUAGUUCAUCAGAGAGCUGUGAGGGAGAUGUGGUAGCCACCAGGAAUAACAGGUUGGCUCAGCUAUCAGAGUCCAAUCUCACUGGACUGAUGUGGACUGUGAACCAGACUGUGGUGCUGUUGGUACAUGUGCUGUCCUGGGAAGAGGACCUUGUCCUCUGAGCCUCUCUGAGUGUGGGUUCCCUGGGGAGGGGGCUCUGCAUCUGGGUACAAGGUUUGUUGAUUACACUAUCACUGCCCAGUGUGCAGACAAGCAUUGCUCUUGGUGUGCAGAAGACAGAUAUCAAAACUGAAAAUCCAGUUUCUAGAAGUUCUGAAGAUUGUAUUGCAAAUUUAUUUUGUGUGAUAAAUUUUACAAAUAGUUUUGAAACUGGGAGGGAUGAGGUUAUGAGAAUCAUCCUUUGGCAACACUUGGUUAAAAUCCUUUUACCUUUCCACUAUCAGCAGUCACAGUGAAUGGAGUGAUUCAGGGAAAUUCAGUUCCAGAGUCCAAAAGGAGUUUCUGAGAUGCAGAGGUUUCUCAGGUGUGCAGGGUGGGGUGUAGGUGGGUAGGGCAGAUUCUACAUCAUUACUAAAAUCCACAUGGCAUCAUGUGGAAGAAGACAUUAAGUUAUUCAUCAACCUUCGUUUGUGUGUGGGUUCAGGGGGGCUGGGUUUGUGUGAGAUCACACGGGGGGGGCAUUGGGAGCCGCAGAGCCAUAACCCUCCUUUCUUACCACCUCCACACAGAGAGCUCUAGAGUGUGGGUGUCAGUAGUAGCUGAAGGGUCAGAAAUAUAGCAGUUUAGGGGUCAGUUAGAGUCAUUUUUGUGGGAGUUGGGAAGUCUGUGUUUUUUCCAUUUGAAUACACAUGCAAUCAUAGGUAAUAUUGGUCAAGUUCACAUUUUUCCUGGCUGAGUUUCCUCAGGUCUUUUGAUUAAAACUUGACUAUAAUUUGGGGUUUAUGUUCUUGCCUUUUUUUCUCUACAUCUCAUUUUUUCACAAAUGUGCUAAAACUUUUGAUCGUUGUAGCUCUUUGAUAAGUACAGAUGGAAUCUAUACUGUGCCAAAAUGUGUACUGUUUCUUCAUAAUCCUGUUGAUGAUUCUGAGGUUUUUUUCACAUGGCAAAUAGCUUUGAAAUCAGCUGUCCUGUUAUAUAUUAUUAGACGUUUUCUUUAAAUUUUGAAUUUUGCUGCAAAUUGGACAUACCCAACAUUCCUUUUUUAACGUCACUAUAAUGGUGUUGUUUACACUUAUGUAACUUGGUAAAAGAUAUUCUACAUAAUAAUUCAUUUAGCAAGCUAUAUAGUAUGUGUGCGGAACUGAAACUGAUGUGAAAUAAUGUCCAAAGCCAUAGAAAGAGGACUUUAGUGUAGACUUUAGUGACACAGAAUUCAUCCUUAUUGUCACGUAUACAAGAUCUUUAUAAGUAUGACUUAAUUGAGAAAGAAAAAAGAGUGAAAAUAAAGCAUGGUCCAGAAUUGAACAAUGAAUCUGGAUGUGACACAGGGUUGUGUCUUAGCAGUAAACUCUGAUAGCAGUAGGUUGGGAUUUUCCAUAGAUACCUACUAAAACUAGUUAAGACUGUGUUUCUAUAGUUGAUAUAAAAUUGUGCAUGUUUAACAUAUGUAUUCUGAUACAUGUGUACAUAAUACCUACACCCAAGCAAUCCCCAUCCUAUGGAGUGUUGUAUUGGAAUUGAGGCUCGUGCCCAGACAGACCACACCUGGCCAGUACGGUUCCACGGGAGCGACUUUCAUUGGUGGUGGGGAUGGGGGAUGCACAAAGGAGGAAAAGAGAAAGAAGGGGCGAAGGUCAGGAGGGGUUGGCUUUUUAUUUGGGUAGGGACAUAACUUCUUGCAAACAAGGGUGGGAGAUGGACUAGGAGGACACUGGAAAUAUAUGACAACAGAUGCACAGGUCCCUUUCACCUCUGGGUGACGUCACUGCUAUCGCUGGGUUUGGAGACAACCUGCAACCAUAAAGCCAGUUCCUCAUACCAACACUAAGUUCUCAUAAAAAUGACAGAAUUGCCAUGGAUCCCAGCAGUCUUCUCAGUAUAGUUUCCAUGCACUUGAAAUUAGUUUUAAAAUGUACCAGAAUGAUCAUGUUUCUUGCAGUUGUAUUCAUACUUGCCUAAAUAUGAAAAUAACAUCAAUGCUCAUUUGUUGAGGACCAGCUAAGUGCCUCUAGGCAACCUAGGGUGCCUUGGGUUAAAGGAGUGGAUAAAGGAUUAUGCACUUGUAAAGACUCUCACAGUCAGUGGUUUAUUGGUCAUAAAACAGCAUGUAAUUAUAGCUUAAGCAUUAUCAACCCAUUUCUUUCUCCCAUAUAAUUUUAACCUUUAAUGCACUCUUAUUAUCAGAUGGAUAUGGGAGCUUGAACCAUGUUGUCAACAUUGUAGGUAGCACUCGCAAAUGAAGGGUGACCAAGUCAACUCAGUCAGUCAACAGGGUCUCAAGGGAGGGAGUGAGGAUUGGAAGGAAAUAGAAAAUUAGACAAUAUAUAGCAUGAUUCUAGCCAGUGCUGAGGCUGAAGCGGGUUUAUUUUUCCUAGUCUGCUUUUCUACCAUUUUUAAUACAAGCAAAUAAUAAGGUCAAUUCUAGGUCAAGGAACAAACAAGGCACAAAGUCCUGUGAUCAUUGUUUCUAGGGGCUCAUCAGUUUGAUAAGAGAAAAGUAAUGUUACUAGCCCAAAUGAAAAUAUUCUUACCUGAACCUAUUUCCUAAGUCCUAGUCCAUGGUCAAAUUCCCGCCAAAUUCGUAUAGAAGGGCAGAAAGCUGAGAAUCCAGCUGAAACAAUCUCCUUCAAAGGUUUUUUUUUUCCUAAUGUUUAUUUAGAACAUUAUGGGGAGAAGAGAAAUGAAAUAUCAAGUUUUCUGUAGCAAGAGUUGUUAUAGAUGAGAAGCAAAUGUGCUAUUGUAGUAUGCUAUAAAAAUGCAGGAAGUGGCUUUAUUUGGAUGGCAUGAGAGCCCUCUGCCAAUGAGUCAUACUGCAUGAAGAAGUAAAAACGAGGUUAAGAAACAGAUUGAAGGGGUUGGGGAUUUAGCUCAGUGGUAGAGUGCUUGCCUAGCAAGCGCAAGGCUCUGGGCUCGGUCCCCAGCUCUGAAAAAAUGAAAAGAAAAAAAGAACCACAUUGAUUGUUUUGUUUGAAUUUAAAUACUAACGAUAAAUUAGAGUUGAACAAACAUGUAAAAGUCUUAGAUAACUGACUCGGCUCCUUUGUUUUCUCUGCCUUAUGUAACUUAGAUGGUAACACUUUCAUUUUUGCUUUGGAGAAAGCGUUUAAACAUUUAAUAUUUUUAUACAUUGGUUUAUUUAGGCUUAAUGCAUAAUAUAGUUCAUGUAGCGAUUUUGUGCAACAUCUCAUUUAUUUCUGUUUGAAUAGUUAUUGAAACAUUAGUUUUUCUUAAGAACAAUUAUGAGUAUUCUUUUGGAAUGAAAUGAAAAGCAUUGUAAUUCCACACUCCAAACUAGUGAAAGCUAACACAAGAAAGUGAAUGCUUUUGUUUCCUGCGUGAUAUAUAUUUCACAUUGCUGAGAACAAAAAUUCUGAUUUCACAGAUAUAGACUGGCCCCAAGAUGAGCUUGUCAUGAACUCCUGUGUUGCAGAGUAUUUGAUCGCAUUGUGAACCCAGAGACUGUCCAAUUUGCUGGAGGCAGGGUUGGCAGGGGGGAACUGUUUCUAACUGGUAUGGCUCAGCCCUUAGUACACAGCUUUGCUCUCAAACGAUGAAGGUAAACAUCGUUUUUGAAGGAAGCGCUCAUGUUCGUAAGUAAUGUAUAAUUGAGUGGGUGAAAAAAUGAUGAAUCAGUGAAAGAUCUGACAGAAUAGGAUAUGCCCAACUCUAAAGAGAAGAGGGAAAAGAGGCAAUAUAAGAGGAAGCAGCACAGAGGGUAAGAGGAGGAGGCAGUUUUACCUGGAGAAUUUUACAGAGACAGGCAGGCUAAAGACAGAAAAAGAGAAAAUGAGUGAGAGAAUGAGAAGAGAGCAGUUUACUAGAGUUCCUUUGAGGCCAAGCACAGCAAUUCAGUCAGAAGUGAAAGAAGCAAUUUGAAUUGGUUAGAGUGAAGAGUAAGAGCUAGAAGAGCAGAGUUGACCAGCCAGAGUUCAAAAAGAAGAAGAAAGGGUGAUUAUUUAACAGUUAAGUCUCUGAUGCCCAAAACACUCAAGUGUCCAACUCUACUGAGCCCCCUCAGUGUUUGCCCCCUGCUGAGCCUUGCUGAUGCAUGUGGAAGCUUUAGUUCCUAACAAAGGAACAUCUUGAUCUUUCUGUUUGGCACCUGGGCAGUAACACACAGUUCCUGAUUUUUGUUCCUGUUUUUGUCCUGUGGACAUAACCUAUUUUUCCACUGUGAUUUCUGGAGUUCUCCACCCAGUGAACUUGGGGUGUAUAUUCUGUGAACCUCAGUAAAGCUUUGGCAUUUUCUUAGCAAAAAUGACACUAGUCUCUGUCUUUUGUUGAAUCCCCCAGGCCAUUCUAGACCUAGAUAAGAUUGUACAGAAGCUAUAAGCUUCCUAGGCCUAGAUUAUCAGAAGGAGGAAGUAAGCCUUCUAGGUAUUUUUACAUUCCUAUGUGAUAGUCACUGCCUACAAAAAUAGAGCAAGUACUGUAUGUAUCACAAUCUUGCUGUCCCUAUCUUUAUGAUUUUGCUUUUCUUUGUUCACUAUAGCUUCCCUUCUUUGCCUUUCAUUUAAACAAUAUUGAAUUAAGUUUUUAUAUGAGGGUAGAUUCUCAUAUAAUAUAUCCUGACCACUGUUUCCCUAACCUGCACUCCCAACUACCCCUCACUUCUAUCCUUUCCCCAAGGUUCACCCCCCCACCCAUGUCCUCUUCAAAAAGUAGCAGACCUAACAGACAAAACAAGAUGGAAAAAGACAAGGUGAAAGCCUUCAUGUUGGACAAGGCAACCUGAUAGGAAAAAUCUCAAGAUCAAGCCAACGAAUCAGAGUUAAACCUGCUUCCACAGUUCGGAGUCCCUCAAAGACACCAAGCUAACAGCCAUAACAUAUCAGCAGAGGACCUGGCAUAGACCCAUGCUGUCUCUAUGCUUGCCAUUUAAGUUUCUGUAAGAUUCCUAGAAAUCCAGUCAGUGUUAGUCAUGGGUUCCCUCUCAUGUCAAGGGCCUCAAGUUAAACCAAACAUUGGUUGGCCACUCAAACCAAUUUGUUACCAUCAUGCCCCAGCACAUCUUAGGAAGGACCAAUAGUAGGUAUGUGUGGGUUUUGGGGGCGGAGAGUGUUUCCAGGUUUCUCUACAGGUUUUAGCUUAUAGAGUACCUUCUCUCCUCAAAGAGACUAGAACACAGGGGUGAAGGCUCCGAGCCUGUACUCGGUUGACCUCUCCAUUCAGUGAACUGUGUGGAAUUUGUCCUUAAUGAUCAGGCCCUGCUCUCAGUUAUCUGAGAGCAAAGUUUGUCCUAGCAUCAGCAUGGAUUGUUGAAGGAUCUCAAGGGACCUCCUUGGCCAACAGCUCAACCGAAUGUACCUUAUUACCAAUAUCCAAGCCCUGCCUGGUGUCAAAGGAUGGUCAGUUCAGACUCCAUAUCCUCAAUUACUAGGAGUUUUCAUUAGGGUCACCCUGGUCAUCCAGGAAGUUGUCAUUGUACUGGAUUUCUACACUAACUCCCAAAUAACCCCUAAUUCCAGCUGUUUCUUCCUGCAUUUUACUUUCCCCUGCAUCCCCCUCAACUGAUCCUCCCUACUCCUGUUCCCAUCAAACUCUGGUCUACUCACAGAAAUUAUUCUAUUUCCCCUGUAGAAAGAGAUCUGUGCUUCCUCCCUAGAGUCCAACUCUUUAACUAACCCCUCUGGGUUUGAUUACUAUUUACCUAAUAGGCAAUAUUCACUUCUAAGUAAAUGCAUGUCAUGUUUGUCAUUCUGGGUGUGAUUUCUUUAGUUGCAUUUACUUCCCUGUAAAUUCAUGAUGGCAUCUUUAUAAACAGCUGAGUGAUAAAUGUACCACAUUUUUGGUGUACCCCAUAGGGCUCAAAGUGAGUCUUAACUACCAGGAGAUCCCCCAAGUGAGGCAUGAGAAUGGAGUUUAAUGCAAAGGCAAGAGUUUAUUUUCAGGUGUGUUGGGGUCAACCUUCAAUCAGCCCCUCGUAGUGAGGGACUGGAAGGUGACCCCAAUGGCUGUGACAAGCAGUUUUUAUACUUUCAGAGGUACAGGUUACAUUAGCAGGUUUACAGUUCAAACUUAUAUGGCAUGCCUUUGAGCUCUUAUCUGGGACCUGCGAGUCAGGCUACUAUCAGUACAUUCUGCAGGAUUUUCAAGAAUGUCCCUGCUCCUCCCAAGGACUCUGGGUGGAGAAUGGAACUUGUCCUAGCCUUGGCCCGAGGCGUGAAGCUGGGUCGUGCCCUAAUCUUCACCAGAGGCAGUUGAUGUAAAGCUGGCAAAAGCCCUUAGGGUCCCCAUAACCUACCUACUUUCCACCAGGCCAAGCCUCCUGACAGCUCUUAGGCUUCAGUAAGAACUAGGGUCCUUCAACCCAUUCUUCAGUUGAGAUACUUUUAGGUUGUUUCUAGGUUCGGCAAGUAUGAAUAAACAAGUAUGAAUGAACAUAGUUGAGCAAAUGGCCUUGUGGUAGGGUGGAGCACCUUUUAGAUAGAUGCCAAGAGCUUUAUAGCUGUGAUUUGAGAUAGAUGGAUUCUCAGGGUUCUGAGGCACCAGGACUCUGAGGAAAUGCUGAUUUCCAUAGUGGCAGUAUUGGUUUGCACCCUACAAGCAUGGAGAGUUGUUACCCAUUCUCCACACCCUUACCAGCAUGACUUGUCACUUGUAUUGAUCUUAGCCCUUAUGACAUGUGCAAGAUAGAUUCUCAAAGUAGUUUUGCUUUGCAUUUCCUUCAUGGCUGAGAUGAUAAUGAUUUCUUUAAGUAUUUCUCAGCUUUUUGAGAUUCCUCUUUUGAGAAUUCUCUCUAUAGAUUUAUACUCCCCCCCUUUUUUUUAAAGAUUUAUUUAUUUAAUGUGAGUGAGUACACUGUAGCUGUCUUCAGACAAGCCAAAAGAGGGCAUCAGAUCCCAUUACAGAUGGUUGUGAGCCACCAUGUGGUUGCUGGGAAUUGAACUCAGGACCUCUGGAAGAGAAGUCAAUCCUCUUAACAGCUGAGCCAUCUCUCCAGCCCCUUUACCCCAUUUUGUAAUUGAAUUUUUUACUUUGAAAGUUUAAUUUCUUGAGGUAUUUAUGUAUUUUAUAUAUUAGGCUUCUAUAACAUAUGGAUUUCUUUAAAAAAAUAUUUUCCCAUUCCUUAGGCUGCCACUAUGCCCAAUUCCCUGGGAUUUUGCCACAGCUAAUCCCAUUUAUUUAUUUAUUUAUUUAUUUAUUUAUUUAUUUAUUUAUUUAUUUAUUUAUUUAUUUAUUUAUUGGCAAAGAUGAGAAACCGAAUAGACAGGAUGAGUAUUGUCCUGUAAUUUCAUAAAUUUGUUAUUACACUCUUGUAGUUCAUGUUUAAAACACUUUCUGUCACCUUUAUCUUCUGAAAAUUUACUAUGUUAUGAAUUUCUUGAAGUUUUGAUAGUUCGGGAAAAAGUUUUAGUGUCCUCUUCUAAAGGCUUGCCUCUCCUCAUUUCUUGAGAAAUCUGUGUUUUCCAGUUUUUGUAAUCAUUAAUUUUGAUUGUGUGUGUGUGUGUGUGUGUGUGUGUGUGUGUGUGUGUGUGUGUGUGUGUGGUUUGUUUGUUGUUUUUUUGCUACUUAAACGAUAUUGUUAACACAUUUGAUUUGGGUUUUUUAAACUUUCUGAUAUAUUAUUACCUUUUUGUCCUAGUUAGUUUCAGUUGUGAACAUUUUAGAGCCUACAAUCAUCUGAGGGUCUCUCUUGAGGGCAUGCCCUCAUCAAAAUGUCUGGAUGCUGUGUCAGUGAGAGAUUGUGUUGUGAUGAUUGAUGUAGGAAGGCUCUACACUGAGUGUGGCAGGAUCCCUGAGCAAGUGGGCCUGCGCUGGGUAAGAGAGCUGGGUAAGAAUGAGACAGUGACCAAGCAGAAAAGAAUAAUUGUUCAUGGUUUUUGCCUUUUCUUGAAGCUUGAGUUUCUAUCCUAAGCUCCAGAAUUUAUGGCUGUCUUGUGAUUGGUCCAAACACGUGAACCUGUUUAUUUCCUGACAUGCUUUUGGUUAGAGAAUUGAAUCAAAGUAGGAAAGUAGCAAGUUAGAACAAAAAAGAAAAAAAAAAGGUUAUUUUGUGGCUGGAAAGAAACUAGAGAAACUAGAAAUGUUCUCCUUUGGAGGAAAGUGGUAAAUAUCAGGGCUUGAGAUGGCAAAAAACAUAGAAAGGUGUAUUCAGAGCUUAAUUAGCUGUUGUUGUAGCACCUGGACGACUGGAGUCAUGCAAGUAAUGCACUCAGAAGUUGAGGUCAUAGGAUUUCAGUGGAAAAUAGACUCCAUGAAAAAUUUAGCUGGAGGUCAUUUAUGUGGUAUUUUGACCCCAAGUCUUUCUUAUUCCACCCAUGCUCUGAGAAAUUGAGCAAGGCAGAAUUAAAAAACAAUUAGCUAUAUUUCUUAGGUGGAUUUUUGAAUCUGUUAGGUGAUUAUUACUAGUAACUCAUUCUGGACUACAAGAAAAAAACAAGUUAAGCAGAUAUAAAUGCAAAGUCUGUGGUUUGUAGAGAAAAGCAGACCUAGGAAAUUACACAUGGCAGCCAAAUGCUGAGACAGAGGCAUGAAUUUUCAGAGAGAUUAUCACCAUUAAAGAGAAGGAAUUUGCUCAGGAUUGGAAGCCUAGGAAGGUGAAUUAAGGGAAACAGUCCCUCCUGCUAAGCCUUCAGUUAAUGGAAGGGGGAGUUGGCAAAGUCAUUCCUAGACCCAGGAAGGAACUUCAUAUAUAACCUGCUACUACUGGUCCAAGCGUGGCACCCAAGUUCUGGAAAUAAGAAAGAUGGAAAAUGUAAGGUUAUGGCUUCUUCCCCCGGGGUUUCAGUUCAGCACUGUUCCAGCCAUCUAUGUUUGGCAGAGUGAGAUCCCCAGUGAGAGAGGACACUGUGAGAGUGCAUGGGAUGAAUCUGAGGAUGAAGCCUGAGUUGCAUUUGAGACCACAAGAUAUAGAGAUACCCAAGUUAUGAGACACCUCUCAUGGAGAGCUGCAUAUAGCAAGUGGAGGUAACAAAGCCAAGAGAUGUAUGAGAAGUUGCAGGGAUAUGGCCAUCUAAGCCUUUUGAAUCUGAAGCUCCUUGUGUCUGAGACAGAGCUGCAGGAUUUGGUGUUUGUCCUGCUGGGUUUCUUGCUUUGGUCCAAUCUUCCCUCACUAUGUACACAUUCCUCUCCACUGGAAUGGGAAGGGGUAUUCUGUGCCUUUGUAUGUUGGAAAGAUAUAACUUGCUUAAUGAUUUUACAAGAUGUGACAAUCAAGAGUGUCAGAAGUGAUUUGGGGCAUUUGAAGAGUGUAUGGGCUGCUGCAGGCUAUUAGGGUCAUUGGAAGCUCCUGACUAGCUGCCUGUGGGGGAUGGUUUUCCUAGAAUUGACUUGUUUGGACUUUUCCAGUUCUGGGAAACAGAAACUUAGACCUAGCUUCCCAGUCUGUCAGUUUACAACCUGUCAUGGAGGAGUCAGCCUUGCUCUGGCCAACUCAGUUCUCUCAAUAGAAGCUGUUGUAGGAGGAACCUAUCUAGAUGAUUAGUUAUUGGGGAUGACAUUUGGGUGUCUAUAGACUCAACCCAUUCCCUGUGUGGGGUGUGUGUGUGUGUGUGUGUGUGUGUGUGUGUGUGUGUGUGUGUGUGUGUGUGUAUUGUGUAGUGGUUGUACCUGAUUGGUCAGCUUCCUUCUUAUGUUGUCUUGCCUUCAGCAUUGUAGACUCUAAACCUAAAUCACAUAAGAUUCACUUGAAGAAAUUGCUAUUCAGUGCUAAGGUAUUUUGCAAGCCUGGUGUUUUCUAUAAUUUUAAUUUUGUUUUUGUUUUUGAGGACAAACUUUCUCAAUGUAGCCUGGCUGUCCUGAAAGUAGCUGUUUAGAAUGUGGGGCCUCAGAUGUAAAUGGUCCACCUGCCUCUGGCUCCAGAGUGCCAGGAUUAAAUGUGGGCCAACAUGCCCCGCUUUCUCUUUGUUUGUUUGUUUGUUUGUUUGUUUGUUCAUUUUUAUGUUAUUGGCUGAUGGUUGGACUGUGGGUUUUGGCACAUGUCAAGCAUAUGCUGCUGUGUUGAUCUUCAUCCAUGUUAUGAAUUUUGAAAUUUGACAGAGAGCAUUUUCUGUUUCUCAGGAUGGCAUGUAUUCAUGACAUUCAUACAUAUCAUUCAUGACAUUCAUAUGCACAUCAUGUAUGCCUAAUCCCCAUAGUAGUCAGAAAAUGGCUUCAGAAUUCCUGAACUUGGACUAAUCAAUACUUGUGAAGCUCCCUUCUAACUACUGGCAAUUGAGGCCAAUUAUUUUUAAUACCAGCAAGAGCUCUUCACUGCUGAGCCAGCUCCUGUCCUAUGUUGCUUAUUUAGGAUCAACAUUUACAUUGCCAGUAUUUUCAGCUAUCUGUUUGUAUCUGUUUAAACAUUCAUUCCCUUUUAGUAAGAUCUCAUUACUGUUACAGUUAAAACUGGGACACCUCAAGAUUAUGGAAGAAGAAUACAGAAGUGCAGUGAAUGUAAUUCUUUGUAGGAACUCUAGUAAAAACCUCUGAGUCCUUUCUAUCUUUCUUGUUUGUUUGAUUGAUUUUUCAUAGGAGAGACAGGGUCUUAAUAUGUACCUCUGGCUGUCCUGGAUAGACCUCAGAUAUACCUGCCUCUGCCUCCUGAGUGCUUGAAUUAAAGACAUGAGCCUAUAUGCUCACUUGAUAUUUUUUUGCAGUUAGUAAUUGUUCAUACAAUUUCUCUGUGUGCUCAAUACUGCGCCCCCCCUCCAUUAAUUAGCAUUUCUCUUGCAAGGCUAUAUCCUACUCAAAGAGCAAAGAUAUGACAGAGGUGAACCUUAUUACUCAGUUUUCUUCUAAGAUGAUUUCGUAAUUACAUUAGAACAUCUGGGUCAAGAAAUAAGUGGGUUAAGCACAAGAAGCAUACAUUUACAGUGAUAUCGGUAUCAUGGUUACUGUUGUACAAAUGUAUGGGAUGUUUCAGGAUGCAUUGACCUAUGAUGAUGUACAUGUGAACUUCACUCGAGAAGAAUGGGCUUUGCUGGAUCCUUCACAGAAGAGUCUCUACAAAGAUGUGAUGCAGGAGACCUAUAAGAACCUCACUGCUAUAGGUUACAAUUGGGAAGACCAUACUAUUGAAGAACAUUGUCAAAGUUUCAGAAGACAUGGAAGGUAAUUUUUAUGUGCAAGUUGGUAUGAAUAUGCCUCUGAAGGCACGUUAGUAUGUCCUGGAACUUUUAAACAAACGCAACAGUGUAAAAAAAAAAGCCCUUCUUUAAGUGUAUUGAUUAUUAAAUUCUCACAAAUCCAUGUACCUCAAUGUCAGGUGUCUGACUUGUUUUUUGCAAGGCAUUCCUCUAAGAAAGAAGACAAAGACACAAUGCCUUAACAGAUCUUACCAUUUGAAUCAUAGCCACAUUACAGCUAUUCUGUAUACCUGCCAAUCUGUUUAGUCUCAUAACACACACACACACACACACACACACACACACACACACACAGAGUAGGUGAUAAUUUUAUUUUUCAAAUAGGCAAAUAUAUCAUAGUAAAGCUGAUUGCUCAUAUACUAACAUUGUUAAGUUUAAAUGAGAGGGACAGUUUAUGAGAGUCAAGAAUGUUGUUGAAGAGAAACCUUGAUUCUUAUACCAUAUGUCUAUGAUGAACAAAAAGUCAAACUGUGUGAAUGCAAUGUGGAAAUCUUUCGUUUGAUA